AAGACACACUUGCAGAUAAUGACGAAGAGUUAGUUAGCACCGAUAGUGCAUCAUUUAUUCGAAAUGUCUUAGGUUCAGAAUUUGAAAUUUAUGAUGGUGAUUUGCCUUUAAUCACCACUUCAAUUGAGAUUGAG
This is a messenger RNA of Racocetra fulgida, 134 nucleotides long. NCBI's taxonomy places the organism in Eukaryota, Fungi, Glomeromycota, Glomeromycetes, Diversisporales, Gigasporaceae. The record is from the annotation of a GenBank genome assembly.